CUCAUCCCUAUUUUAUGUCUUGAUCAUUCCGCAACCCGGCUCAUCUUUUUUGCGUUCCGCGUCCAUGGGGAUUUUCAGGCACCUUGAGUCUGAAGCAACAUCGCAUCAUCCAUCGCCGUCGGGUUACUCAGAUCUAUCUCUUGAUGCUACAGAAUCCCGGAUGAACGACUGCGCCAGUACCGACUCAAUACGACCCACAGAAACACGACCGCAGAUGGAUGUUCAAGGGCCCGCCACGGGACCUCCACUCGGCAAUGGAUAUGUACAACAGGCCCUCCUGCUACACAGGAGGAACAGCAGCUUUGCUGCUAGCAGCAGUAACAGGAACAGCGUCAGCAGCGUGAAUACGUUUGGACACGGUAGCGAGGUACUACACCUGCUUGCGCCAGCCUCAUCGUUCUCAGCCUCGUCGUCCUCAGCCUCGUUGUCCUCAGCCUCGACCUCGGUUUUAUGCUCGACAUCGUUGAAGGUCAAACGGCCGGAAUCGCCAUCGAUCAGCAUCAACAGCGUAAGUUUGGACGAUGUGCAGGACAGCAACAACAGCUUCCAGUCGGACCUGAACAAUGUCCCCACUGAACCACACCCUCAUCGAAAGCAUGACUCCACCGCCUCUGUCCGCAACUCCACCCUGCGAUCUCCCUCGCCAGCUCUGCCAACGUUAGUCUGCCAGGACACUAGAAGGUCAUAUUCAAGGGCUGGUUCUUCCGCUGGGAUGUAUCCACAACCGUCAAGAGAUUCAAGGUGCACGACCCCAAAUGCCAGGGCAGGAACCAUGGGAAGUAAAGUCGACGACGAAGGCCACUCCUGGGAAUCGCGACAUAGCCCUGCGGUUCUGGAACGCGAAAUCCAAGCACUGAAGCACCAGAUCCAUCAGGCAACCAUGAUCCUGUCACACGUUGUCCAGACCAUGUCUGUGCCCACUCCUGCAGCACUACUAGGCGCCUUGAAGGACUCGGUACCACAACAAUUCAGUGUCAGCGCCAGCGCCAGCACUAACACCGGCACUAGCGCCAGCAGGAGACAAUCACAUCUGGGACAGAAGCAACACCCAAGUGGCUGCAGAUGUGCGCUUCUACAGCCCAGUCAGGACGGUAAACUCAGGGCUGGCCGAGAGGCGGCCUUCUUGGUGGCGUGCUAUUGCCCAGACCCUUGGGAAUUCCAAGAUCGCGUCCUGAGGCAGAUCGAGCUCAUGCAGGAGGAGAUCCAUACCUUUCAACAAGAAGCACUGGAGAUCGAGAGAAGGACCACGAUGCGGAUGAGGCAGGAAAUGCUGGAGUGGGAAUGGGCGCAUGAUAGGGAGUGGACCGAGUCGAAUGAUCGUUCUGAGGUGCGUUCCUGAUGAAUGGCGCGUAUGGGGGAUGACAACUAAAGCGUUGAAGACGAGGCAAAUUUAGUGAAGAGGAAGUCAAGGGAGGAGUUGCUGAGCGAGUGUAAGGAGACGGAUGGGAGUUGGUGCACGGAAAGGGAGAGCAGCAUUGGAGGUCGAUAUAUACGGGAUAUAGCCCAGGGCAGGACCCAAAGCAAUGCCUACAUAGACGGC
This is a messenger RNA of Gamsiella multidivaricata, 1540 nucleotides long. RefSeq lists its product as uncharacterized. NCBI's taxonomy places the organism in Eukaryota, Fungi, Mortierellomycota, Mortierellomycetes, Mortierellales, Mortierellaceae. The transcript has 2 exons. The record is from RefSeq and is a predicted model, not a curated record. Bases 65 to 1339 code for a protein of 424 amino acids.